AGCCCGGCCAGCUGUGUGACGACGCGGGCCCCGGGGUCCUCGGCGCCCGCGCCCGCUCCUAUAAAGGCCGACGCCGCGCCGCGCCGCCGUAGUGGCCUCGUCCUCCGCGUUCCUCUUAUUGUGCGGACGCCGCCCGGCUCUCGUCAGCCUCCGGCCGUCAGUCCUUUGAGACCGAACACCAUGCCUUCAAUUAAGUUGCAGAGUUCUGAUGGAGAGAUAUUUGAAGUUGAUGUGGAAAUUGCCAAACAGUCUGUGACUAUCAAGACCAUGUUGGAAGUAUAUGUGCUGCUGACGCAAGACUUUUGCUUGCAUUCAUUCAAAUGCCAGGUGCUUUUUAGGUGCUGGGGUCAUAGCAGUGAACCACCUCUGCCCUUAUGGAGUUUACAUUCUAAAGAGGUCAUUCAGUGGUGCACCCACCACAAGGAUGACCCUCCUCCUCCUGAGGAUGAUGAGAACAAAGAAAAGCGAACAGAUGAUAUCCCUGUUUGGGACCAAGAAUUCCUGAAAGUUGACCAAGGAACACUUUUUGAACUUAUUCUGGCUGCAAACUACUUAGACAUCAAAGGUUUGCUUGAUGUUACGUGCAAGACUGUUGCUAAUAUGAUCAAGGGGAAGACUCCUGAGGAGAUUCGCAAGACCUUCAAUAUCAAAAAUGACUUUACUGAAGAGGAGGAAGCCCAGGUGCGCAAAGAGAACCAGUGGUGUGAAGAGAAGUGAAAUGUGCUGACACUGUAACACUGUAAGGAUUGUUUCAAAUACUAGUUGCACUGCUCUGUUUAUAAUUGUUAAUAUUAGACAAACAGUAGACAACUGCAGCAGCAAAUCCACUGUAUUAGCAGAAUAUUGUCCUCACCGCAUGUGUAGUUUGAGUACAGAUUCCAAACCUAUGGUUGACUUUCUUCUAGUAUGAUCGAAAGUUUCUUUUUUCUUUGCUCUGAAUAAAACUGAACUGUGGGUUCUCUAUAUAGAAAGUGGCAUUUGGGGCUUUCCCUCUUUUUUGUAAAGUGAUUUCUGCCUAGUUUAUUGUCCAGUUAAUGUUAGUGACCUUUUAAAAGUUGACAUUAUAUAUAAAACAACUUGCAAAGAAUUUUCUGAAAUAGAAUUAA
Molecule: messenger RNA, 1106 nt
Organism: Propithecus coquereli (Coquerel's sifaka)
Lineage: Eukaryota; Metazoa; Chordata; Mammalia; Primates; Indriidae
Gene: SKP1
Product: S-phase kinase-associated protein 1
Exons: 7
Coding region: 181-717 (178 amino acids)
Biological process (GO): SCF-dependent proteasomal ubiquitin-dependent protein catabolic process
Cellular component (GO): nucleus; cytoplasm
Molecular function (GO): cullin family protein binding
Source: RefSeq, a predicted model, not a curated record